GUCUGCAAAUUGCCUGGCACCCUCCCUAAUGUUCCCUUUUCCUUCCUUCAGAAGGUUUGGGGCUGGGACCCCAAACACCUGAGUGCAAGACUCUGGGCCCCCUGAGGGAAGUGGGCUAAGGCCUGGCCCGGGGGCGCCCCUUCCUCGGGAAAGCCUGGGAUGCCCAUCAGCUGUAGUGGCUCCUGAGCACAUGGAACCCUCAGCCACCCCAGGGCCUCAGAGGUGGGUCCCUGCUGACAGCGGGGAACCAUCCCCAGUGCCUCCAGACUACGAAGACGCGUUUCUCCACUAUCUCUGGCGUGAUUAUCUGUACCCGAAGCAGUACGAGUGGGUCCUCAUUGCAGCAUACGUGGCUGUGUUCCUCGUGGCCCUGGUGGGCAACACGCUGGUCUGCCUGGCCGUGUGGCGGAACCACCACAUGAGGACAGUCACCAACUACUUCAUCGUCAACCUGUCCCUGGCUGACGUGCUGGUGACAGCCAUCUGCCUGCCGGCCAGCUUAUUGGUAGACAUCACUGAAUCCUGGCUCUUUGGCCAUGCCCUCUGCAAGGUCAUCCCCUAUCUACAGGCCGUGUCUGUGUCCGUGGCAGUGCUGACUCUCAGCUUCAUCGCCCUGGACCGCUGGUAUGCUAUCUGCCACCCCCUGCUGUUCAAGAGCACUGCCCGGCGUGCCCGUGGCUCCAUCCUGGGCAUCUGGGCUGUGUCACUGGCCGUCAUGGUGCCCCAGGCUGCUGUCAUGGAAUGCAGCAGUGUGCUGCCCGAGCUAGCCAAUCGCACCCGGCUCUUCUCUGUCUGUGAUGAACGCUGGGCAGAUGAUCUCUAUCCCAAGAUCUACCACAGCUGCUUCUUCAUCGUCACCUACCUGGCCCCGCUGGGCCUCAUGGCCAUGGCCUACUUCCAGAUCUUCCGCACGCUUUGGGGCCGCCAGAUCCCUGGCACGUCAGCCCUGGUGAGGAACUGGAAGCGGCCCUCAGACCAGCUGGAGGACCAGGGGCAGGGCCCGGGUGCAGAGCCCCCGCCUCGGGCCCGUGCAUUCCUGGCCGAGGUAAAGCAAAUGCGAGCUCGGAGGAAGACGGCCAAGAUGCUGAUAGUGGUGCUGCUGGUCUUUGCCCUCUGCUACCUGCCCAUCAGUGUCCUCAAUGUCCUCAAGAGGGUUUUCGGGAUGUUCCGCCAAGUCAGCGACCGAGAAGCAGUCUAUGCCUGCUUCACCUUCUCCCACUGGCUGGUGUACGCCAACAGCGCCGCCAACCCCAUCAUCUACAACUUCCUCAGUGGCAAAUUUCGGGAGCAGUUUAAGGCCGCCUUCUCCUGCUGCCUGCCCGGCCUGGGUCCCUGCGCCUCCCUAAAGGCCCGCAGCACUCGCUCCUCUGCCAGCCACAAGUCCUCGUCCUUGCAGAGCCGGUGCUCCGUCUCCAGAGUCUCGGAGCACGUGGUGCUCACCAGCGUCACCACGGUGCUGCCCUGAGCCAGGGCCAUCCUGGUGGCACCGGGGGUGCAAACUACCCCCUGCCGGGGCUGCUGCUCUGGCUGCUGGGCGACCUACCCCCACUCCUCGUGGAAAGACUGCUGGUUGCAGAGAGAGGCCGGGGCUCCACUCCUGGUUUUCUGCCCGUUUAACUCUGGGCAGUGUCCCUUCCCUUCUCUGAGCUGUGUCCCCUAAGCAGGAUUGAUAUGAGGAUUAAGCACGCUCAAGAAAGUGGAAAGCUCUUUGUAAACUGUAGAGUGUUAUGCACAAGAUUAUC
Hippopotamus amphibius kiboko is the source of this 1742-nucleotide messenger RNA. It is a transcript of the gene HCRTR1, whose product is annotated as hypocretin receptor 1. The transcript is spliced from 7 exons. Lineage: Eukaryota; Metazoa; Chordata; Mammalia; Artiodactyla; Hippopotamidae. The record is from RefSeq and is a predicted model, not a curated record. Gene Ontology annotation, biological process: G protein-coupled receptor signaling pathway; feeding behavior. Bases 191 to 1465 code for a protein of 424 amino acids. Gene Ontology annotation, molecular function: orexin receptor activity. Gene Ontology annotation, cellular component: membrane.